CUAUUGAGCCAGUGCACCGGGUAUCGGGGGAGAGGGUAGGCCGGUGGGCCGGAUGUGUUGCCGUGGAAUUGAGGAUGAUGGCGGCCAGUGUGGGCCUUGUGCGGGCUCUCGGGAUCCCUUCACUUUCAACCCAACGCCGGUUGGGAGUAACUUUCGCCGGCUUCGUGGGACAGAGGAACAACAAUGCAGCAAAAACUUGCUUCUCUACAACUCCGGGUGAUGACAAGUCUUCAUCAAAGGAUAACAAAAGCAAUAAUGAUGAUGGAACCUUAAAAUUUAGCACCAGCAAGGCAAGCUAUCGUGUUUGGACAGUGAACAGGUCCCUGGGCAGUGAUUACCAGAACACCUGGUGGAAGGUUUUUUCUCUGAGCCUUGCUGGAAUUGCAUUUGUAGUCUGGUGUUUCCUACGGAAAGAAACUGAAAUUGAUAGAACACUGGAACAGACAUUGCUUGACCAUUUGCCCGAUUUCAAGCAGCCUACAGCUGAACCAGAGGAGCAUGCCAAGCAAAGAAACAUAACACAAAGGUAAAAUACUGCUGCUGCUGCUGCUGGACAUCUGAAAUGAAAACAGAAAAAUACUGAAACAGAAUCUGUGGAGAAAGAAACAGAGUCAACAGUUCAGAUCGAUGAUCUUCUGUCAGUUUGGAGAAAGGAACAUAAAUGAACUAUAAAGGCCUCCCACAGACAGCAAUACUUUACUGCAUAUUCAUAAUAUUUUGUACAGGAGUAAAAUGAUAGGUGAUUAAAUGACAGACUGUUUAAAACUUCAUCGGUGAAAAUUUGGACAGCUUUAAAUUUGAUUGAGACAUUGCAGCACCUGCUCUUGAAAUUACUUCAAAGGCAGGGUUUUGGAGGUGAGUCAAUCUUCAUCUUUCACCAAUACUAAAUAGGGAGACGGUAGUGAAGAGUUAGGCCACCUGUGUACCCUCUUGGUCACUGGACAGUAUAGAUGGCAACACCUAAUUCUGAAUUUUCCAGACCAGAUUUGCCUGUUUCAUCCUUGUUCUGUGUUAACUGCAGCUUUUGUGGCUGCAGCAGCUGCGGUUUGCCUGUGUCCCCACGCUAUGCAAAAAAAAGCAGCCGGGUUUUCUGCUUAUCCUAUCCUUUUAGAUGUUGGGAGAGGAGAUUCUCGGCCACUUGCCAUUGCCUGGGGAACUGUCCACUAACAUAAGUCCCAUUUUCAGUGGAGGAAAUGUAGCUACUGGGGAGAAAACAGACAAACUAAACCUCAGGUUUACCACUUGACAACUCAGUGAUCAUAAAAUAAGUGGUGAGAAAUGGAGCUAUAUAGCCCAACAGAGAAUGGUGUUGUCACAUGGCUACCAGUCUGCCAUUGCCAUUACCAACACAGCAUCUGCCAGCCUCUUGAUUUAUUACCACCAUGAGUAAGAGACCUGUAACCGUAAAUACUGCAGCUCCCCUAAUGUCCCACUGAGUAAAGAGUGUAGCAAUCGCCAUAACGAUCCCAAAAUACCAAACUCAGUUCUUGAUCUCUGCCCAGCCAGAGCAAGUGUGCCCCAUUGGUAUCCAAACUCAUGCAGGGAGAAUAUUAUCCAUUGACUCCUUUUAGAAAGUCCACUUUAUUGUGCAUCUGAGGACAGGAUCAACUCUGCUGUGAUGACCUCCAGAGUUGAAGAGCGAGGAUACUAUCUAUAAUCCUUUUGCAAUUUAUUGUUCAAAUAGAUGAAAUGUGAAUGUUUCUCCAUUCCCCUUUCCUGAAAGCUGAGUGAUGAACACCUCACACUACCUAAAAAAUGAUUUUAAAAUAAUUCAUUUUGUCACACCACUGCCUCCCAGGCCUGCAACAAUGCUACUGUUUGGACACGUCAGCACUGUUGACCAGAGCAAAAAAAAGGAUCAUUAGUACAAAUAUGUAUUUUUUAAUCAAUCUGUUCAAUUGUUAAAUCACUAAUAAAUGUCUGAUACUCACUUCCA
Molecule: messenger RNA, 1936 nt
Organism: Carcharodon carcharias (great white shark)
Lineage: Eukaryota; Metazoa; Chordata; Chondrichthyes; Lamniformes; Lamnidae
Gene: uqcc4
Product: chromosome 15 C16orf91 homolog
Exons: 2
Coding region: 75-530 (151 amino acids)
Source: RefSeq, a predicted model, not a curated record